Molecule: messenger RNA, 4838 nt
Organism: Balaenoptera musculus (blue whale)
Lineage: Eukaryota; Metazoa; Chordata; Mammalia; Artiodactyla; Balaenopteridae
Gene: MVB12B
Product: multivesicular body subunit 12B
Exons: 11
Coding region: 404-1270 (288 amino acids)
Biological process (GO): virus maturation; regulation of epidermal growth factor receptor signaling pathway; viral budding
Cellular component (GO): ESCRT I complex; late endosome
Source: RefSeq, a predicted model, not a curated record
CCAGAGCCGGGAGGCCCCGGCCCGCCGCCGCGGCCCGCGGAAGGAGCCGCCGCUGUUGUUGCUGCCGCCGCCGCCGCCAGGCCGCGCCCCGCCCCUGCUGCUGCCGCUCCCCGGUGAGGCUCGCGCUCGACCUGCGGCGCCGGCCCCGCCGCCUGGGCCGCGGGCCCGGCCCCUUCCGCGCCGCCCGGGCGAUGAGAAGCUGCUUCUGCGUGAGACGGAGCCGGGACCCGCCGCCGCCGCAGCCGCCGCCACCGCCGCCCCAGCGGGGAACAAAGCUGAGAGUGUGGCUGCUGCCCGGCACUUCCUAGCCUUGAUCUGAGACUUGGCUCCGUUGCCCUGACAAGUCUGUUUCUGGAGCCUUUCGUGGGUUCCAGGGGACGCUGAUUACACGGAGCAAUCCGCCAUGCCUGAAGUCAAAGACCUUUCAGAAGCCUUGCCAGAGACGUCAAUGGAUCCCAUCACGGGAGUGGGGGUGGUGGCUUCUCGGAACCGAGCCCCGACAGGCUACGACGUAGUUGCACAGACAGCAGAUGGUGUGGAUGCUGACCUCUGGAAAGACGGCUUAUUUAAAUCCAAGGUUACCAGAUACCUAUGCUUCACAAGAUCAUUUUCCAAAGAAAAUAGCCAUUUAGGGAACGUGUUAGUGGACAUGAAGCUCAUCGACAUCAAGGACACUCUGCCUGUCGGCUUCAUCCCGAUUCAGGAGACAGUGGACACACAGGAAGUGGCUUUUAGGAAGAAGAGGCUGUGCAUUAAAUUCAUCCCACGGGAUUCAACCGAAGCUGCCAUUUGUGACAUUCGGAUCAUGGGCCGGACCAAGCAGGCCCCUCCUCAGUACACGUUCAUUGGGGAGUUGAACAGCAUGGGGAUCUGGUAUCGAAUGGGCAGAGUACCAAGAAAUCAUGACUCAUCUCAACCCACGACGCCUUCUCAGUCAUCAGCUGCUUCCACCCCAGCCCCCAACCUUCCCAGGCACAUCUCCCUCACGCUCCCCGCUACCUUCCGAGGCAGGAACAGCGCUCGGGCUGACUACGAGUACCAGCACUCCAGUCUGUAUGCCAUCUCAGCAAUGGAUGGUGUGCCGUUUAUGAUUUCAGAGAAGUUUUCUUGCGUUCCAGAAAGUAUGCAGCCCUUUGAUCUCUUGGGAAUCACCAUCAAAUCUCUGGCAGAAAUUGAAAAAGAGUACGAGUACAGCUUCCGCACGGAGCAGAGCGCCGCCGCCCGGCUCCCGCCCAGCCCCACCCGGUGCCAGCAGAUCCCCCAGUCCUGAGGGGCCGCCUGCGGGGAGAAGAUGCAUUGCCCAGACUACUGAGCGCCCCCUUGCCCGGUCCCUCCCGCCGCCCAUCCACACUGCCCCGCUUGGCGCUUCUGGGAGACUCUGGGCAGCUGAGCUGUUACCUCCUCGGUCAUCGGCGUGCCUGACGUGACACCCCGCUCCCCUGGGGAUGCUGUUCAUAAUCUCGACUAAUCUGUGUGUGCUGUAGUGACCAGUGGCUCCUACCAUGUCUGUGUGAUGACCAGUUGUCCUGCGAACAACCCUACCCACCACGGGAGUCACCCCGAGGGCCCUGGACAGUUGUUCUGGCCGCCCAGUGACGCCACCGGCUCCCUGCUCUCCGGACUGUCGCCACCACUAAGCCGCUGCUUCCUCCCAGAAGACCCUGAGGGGCUGGCGGCUUCGCACAGGGCCCUCCAGGGCUGGCGGACCGCCCCAGAUCCAUGGGACACAUCGCUCAUGCCAACGGCAUCAAGUGCCCGAGAAUUUCACAGGGACCCUAAGGAAACAUGGGAGGAGGACGCCAGUGGGUCCCCACGUGGACCCGGGCCCGCCUCCCUGCCCGCUGUGGACAACCUCGGACUCACCCCUCAAUUCACACACUGGAUGCCCUGAGGUCGGGGACAGCCAUCCCCCAGCCACUGGCCCAGAGAGGACUUGCCUUCCCGGUGAGAUGGCCGUGUGGCCAGGUGCUUGCUUGGAUGUGAGUUUUGCUGCCAGGACGCUGGGCUCACCCACCUCACACCUUCAUCCCCAGAAAGGGCUCAUCUCUGUGGUGCCCACGUGCCAACAACAGCUCCAACUGCCCGGCCCGGUGCUCUGACCGUGACCAGGCCGUGGGUGAAGAGGCUCUGUGAGCCCGUGCCCAGGGACGUGGACACGCGGUCACCCAGCUUCUCAGAGCCAGGCUGUGUCUUGGUGGCCUCUGCUAACAGGAACAGUUGUUUUGAAAAGUCCCUCUGACCCAGGUCACCAAACUGGGGCCAGAACUGACAUUUCUGCCGCGAGUGGCCAGUGGCCUUGCUGGCGUUCCCCACAGUGCCAGCUGGGACUGGGUGCCAGUCCCAUGGGUGCCAUGGGAACGGGGCCGCUGUCCUCCCUGGAGGCUCGGGCCUCACCCUGUGGCUGCCUUGUCUGGCCGUUAGAAUUUGUCCUAACUCCCCAGAACUUGGUAUCUCACAUCUUGGGGGUUACCAGAUGGUUGGCGCUUUGGACGUGAGGUUCGAUGUGUGUCUGGUCGCUGGCGUAGGAAGGCAGCCUAGGAGAGCCACUGCCCAGCCAGGGACAGCCCCUCCUCCCUGCAGUUCCUAGGGUGGCACAGGGCCGGCUGGGGCGCAGCAGGAACUGGCCAGCAGUUAGGAGCCGCUGCCUCUGGCUGAGAAGUGAGGCCGGGGCAAAACGUCCCUCACAUACCUGCAUCAGCCCCACCGUCCCCAGGCCCUCCCCUCUUCCCCCACGGCUGCCCCUUGAUCUUCAUUUCGAUACCUCCUGAUUUCUGUGCAUCAGAGAUGUGCUCACCUCUCCCCACUGUCCCCGAGACCUGAGGACAUCCCCGCUGGGGCUGGCCUUCCCGUGUGGCCAGGUGGCAGGAGAAGGCAGUUAGUUGGUGGAACCCGCCAGGGCCCGGGAGGCGCGGGAUGUAAAGUCCCCGCGAGGACCCUUUGGGAUCGGUGCUUACCCAGGACAGAGCCGAUGAACCGGUCUCAAUUGUACCCACUGAAAUGAGCGGGCUGUUUCUGGGGAAUUGGGGGAGCCCCGUGGGGCCCGGAGAACCUGUGUCUGCUGCUGCCGUUAGGACGGGCGGGGCUGGUCCGAAACCGGCAGAGGGGUGACGUCUCCGCUCACCUCUGUCCGGCUGUGUUGGCUCGCGGGCUCUGUCCUUGCACCUCUCCUCACUCCCCAGCUGUGGGAUCAUCUCCAACAGGUAACACCCCACGGCCUUUCUCCCUUGACUGAGAACCAAGCACUUUGGCAGCUCCGAUGGGCCCUAGGAGGUCCAAAGACAGACACGUGGGAUCCCCUGUCAGGGAGCAAGAGGGCAGUGAGGGUGAGGUUGGGGAGAGGAGCCGCCAGCCCCCCCGCCCCAGCCCUGGGCCAUCCUGCAGUUCUGGGACAGGCAGAGCAAGGCAGGGCUGCAAGGCCUCCGGGAAGAGGACAAACCUCUGUGGACUCAGGCGAGCUGGAGAGGCCUCCACAACGUUCCAGACUUGGUCUGGGUCUAACAGUGACUGUGAACGUCGCCAUGACGGCAGCUUAAGACAAUGAAGCAGUGACAGUGUUAAGGAGAAGUUGGCGUCCCUGGUAGAUUUUAGGCUGCUCCAGACUCUGCAUCUUUCCUUCUGAGGUGGGUGCCCACGCGCCCCGCCUGCCCCGUGUGGACAUGGAGCUCGCUCACCUCGGGACCGAGCCACCUCUGUUUCUUUCUGGGACGGUGCUUUUUUUCACAAACCCUCUGGCCACGUGGGGAGGGGAGGCAGGGGCUCUCUCGGAGGCGUGAAGGGCAGCAGCCUCCACCCUCCCCGGAAGGACUGACCAGAGCACAGCGCCCCCUGCUGCCUUCUCUUUCCCCCGAACGUUCCAAGUCUCUCUCCAAAGGCCUUGGAAACAGCACAACGGUGAUACGGAGCAAGCAGUUGACUCCAAGUUCACCUGCAAAUUUAUAACAAGGCUUUUUCCACCCAAGUCCGGGAACGGAUACCAGCCACAGCCUCCACUCGGAGGGAUGAGCACCCCGGUGGCAGGGAGAACUAGCGGGUUAGGCCCCCGCCCUAGCUCCCCAGAGGGCCACCACCUGCCCCCGUGUCCUUCAGGAGGCGGCGGGGGACGAGGAGGACCAACACGUACAAAGCACCUACUCCUUGCCAGGCGCUAGGCUGGCACUUGAAGCACAUUUUCUCCUGUCACCACCCCUCCGCCCCAAAAAAACAAAUACUCCGAAGCGUAUGCUGUUUGCUCCUGGUUCCAGAUGAAGAAGCUGAGACAUGUCCGCAGGCGCAAAGCUGGUAAGCGGCAGAGGCAGGAUCUGGCCCCAGAGUCCCCGGUGCCAGCUGUCCCAUCACGAGCACCUGCCUCCAGUCCAGUAAUGGGUUCCCAGCUGUCACCGGCCCUGCUGGUGUGACAGCGUCUCGCCGAGCACGGGGCGAGAGCUGGGUGCAGUACCGGGGCUGCGGGCUGCCCAUCACCGUUUACAGGGGUCCCAGCCCGCAGCUCCCCUGAGAGCUGGUGAGCCCAAGGGUGAGGACACAGAGAGGCCUUGACGGCAGCCCCGUGCCUGCCGGGCUCACAAAAGCCGAGCUCGCCUCCCCAGGGCCUGGAGGGGCCGGGUGCCCACUCUCACCACGCCCCCGGGGUGGCCAGCUUUCUUCACCUGUUGCGACCGUGCUGGCGGGGCCUGUCACCACCAGGAGACAGGCCUCAGGCAGGUGGCUAUGUCACUAGCUUAGGAACAAUGUCCUACCGCGUGUAUUUAUUUGAGGUGACUCUAGUACUUGGCAAAGGGAAGUUUCACUGUGUGAUUGUCUUCUUAAUAUAAUUUGUUAAAUAAACGUUUGUUUUAACCUUU